AUGAAGGAAAACGUAGAAUGUAUUAAUAAUGAUUUUGCUGAAAUAGGGAAAACCCAAAAAAACGGUGAUUCAUGUAUAAAUGAUGAAGAUAAGAAAAAUAAAAAUGAAUAUUUUAAAAAUAACAAAUCAAGCAAUAAAACAAAUUUUAAAAAUAAAAAUUCUCUAAAAGAGAAUAAUAAAAAUGACUAUAAAAACAACAGUGGAAAUAUGAAGUAUGAUUCAAAUGAAAUAAAAAUAAUGAAAAAUAAAAACGAAGCAAAAAAGAAGAAUGAUGAAUUGAAAGAAGAAAAGAACAAGAAUAUGGGAAAGAUAAACACAUAUAAUGGAAAAGAAGCAAAGAAAAAAAAGGAAAUAAACAAAGAUUAUCAAAAAGAUAAUCCUAAAAAGAACUUUUUAGAAAAAAAAAAUGAAAUAAACAAUAAAGAAAAUAAUAAUGAACUCACAACAGAAAAUCAUAAUACAUAUAAGAAAAAUUUAAAUGAAACCCAUUUGAAUGAAAAUGGCAUACGUACUAAUAAUAUGAAUGAUAAUAAAUCAAAUGAUAUAAAUGGCAAUGAAAAUAGUAUAAAUAAAAACCAUUUAGAUCAAAAAAGUAAAACAAAUUCAAAAAAGGAAGCAGAAGAAAGCAAUAAUAAAAAUGAAAAUUAUCUACAGAAUUCCUGGGCUUUUUUAUUUGAUAGAGAAAAUAGAAAAUACUAUGAACAGUAUAUUAAUAGUUUAAUAUCAUUAGAAACAUUUAAUACAAUAGAAAGAUUUUACAAGAAUUAUAAAUAUAUGAAAUCUCCAUCUUCAAUAAAAGAAUAUUAUAAUAUUUAUCUCUUUAAACAAAACUUUAGGCCACUCUACGAAGAAUACCCAAAUGGAUUUAUUUGUAUUAUAAAAAAUGUAAAUUAUUUUAGAAAUAAUAUUGCUGAUUUAAUAUGGGAAAAAAUGGUUCUUUUAACAAUUGGAGAAGAGUUCAAUUUGGUUGAUUUAUCUGGUAUACAAUUAUGUAUAAGAGAAAGUGAAAUUUUUUUUAAAAUAUGGAUGAAAAAUUAUUCUCAUUAUUUAAAAAAUAUUUUAACGAAGAGACUAAGCGAAUUAUUAGAUUUGCCUUCAAACACAUCUAUAAUUAUAAAGAUAUUAUCUCAUGUAUGUUAUAACAGAAAGAGUUAUUUAAAAGAUAAAAGUGAAAAAGGAAAAAAAAUUUACAGUAAGAAUAAAGCAUCCGAAUAUCCUUCUAAAAAAGAUACAUUUAAAAUUAAAAAUUACGGUAGCAUAAGUCCACCAAAUUAUAUAGGAAAUUAUAAUAUUUAUAAAAACAGUAUAGAUACGAAUUUGUAUUAUUUAUAUAGUAAUCAAAAUAUUCAGAAUCCGUAUUUGUUUUAUCCUUUAAAUUUAUAUAAUCAUCAAUUCAAUAAUUAUUCUGAUUUUUUAUAUGAUUAUAAUUUAAAUUAUCCCAUAGAAAACUUAAGUCAUCCAUUAGAAAAUGAAAUAAAUGUAGAAAAUAAUUUUAUAAAUAAUCAACCAAAUGGAAUAAUUUUUGACAAAAAAAAUAAAUUUGAUUAUGCAAUAAAGAAUGAAGAUAAUAAAAAAAAUUUCACGUAUCCUAAUAAUUCUAAUGAAGUUUUAGAAGAAAACAAAAACUUUAUAAAAAUCCCCAAUACAGAUGAUAAUAAUAAAAAAAAAAAAUAA
Plasmodium relictum is the source of this 1674-nucleotide messenger RNA. RefSeq names its product conserved Plasmodium protein, unknown function. Gene Ontology annotation, biological process: translational initiation. Gene Ontology annotation, cellular component: eukaryotic translation initiation factor 4F complex. Gene Ontology annotation, molecular function: RNA 7-methylguanosine cap binding; translation initiation factor activity. The record is from RefSeq and is a predicted model, not a curated record. Lineage: Eukaryota; Apicomplexa; Aconoidasida; Haemosporida; Plasmodiidae. The coding region runs from base 1 to 1674 and encodes 557 amino acids. The transcript is spliced from 8 exons.